Molecule: messenger RNA, 744 nt
Organism: Anisakis simplex (herring worm)
Lineage: Eukaryota; Metazoa; Nematoda; Chromadorea; Rhabditida; Anisakidae
Source: the annotation of a GenBank genome assembly
AUGUCUGCAACGUUAAGCACGCUAUCGUCCGGCAUGAACAGUAUGGCUGCGGCAACUUACGAAGAUUUUUUGAAGCAUCGCAUUGAUCACAAAAUUAGUGAUGCACAAGCGACAGCUAUCAAUAAAGGUUUCGUUCUAUUCUAUGGACUGCUGUCGACCGGUCUCGCGUUCGCAGCCGAGCCACUUGGUGGAGUUCUUCGGAUGUGUAUAAGCGUUAUGGGUGCCUUAUCGGGUCCAUUUGUUGGCAUAUUUGUGUUGGCGAUGUUCUGGCCUCGUGCAGGAUUCCUUUCAACAAUUAUUUCGUUUACCAUCUCGAAUAUUCUCAUGAUCAUUGUGUGCAUGAUGAAUUAUGCAGAAGAUCCAUACAAGCAUUUCUUCUUACCCACCAAUUCAACUGUUGAGGGUUGUAAUGGACUCAAUGUCACCAUACGACCACAACCGCCUUAUGAUGCUCAAUUUGGCGAUCCAAAUGCCUCAUAUAUCGCUAGGUUAUCAACCUACUCAUACGCUGGCAUAGGUAUGAUGAUAAUGCUUGCGAUUGGAAUACCGAUUACGUUUUUUUAUACCGAUCAGGAUGUAAAUAAAAUUAUGCACCUCACCUGGUAUGGACGAAAUUUACCAUGGCCAGAGGGAAGCACUAGAGACAGUUCUGAGGACAUUUCGGCUAUAUCGGAUGAAUUCGAAAAGAUUCGUGAAUCAGAGCAAAUCUUAUUGAAAACCAAAAUUAUUGCACAGCACUGUUGA